Messenger RNA from Spodoptera frugiperda (fall armyworm), 932 nucleotides. RefSeq lists its product as uncharacterized. The record is from RefSeq and is a predicted model, not a curated record. NCBI's taxonomy places the organism in Eukaryota, Metazoa, Arthropoda, Insecta, Lepidoptera, Noctuidae. Bases 138 to 857 code for a protein of 239 amino acids. The transcript has a single exon.
AAAAUAAACUGUAAAAUUGAAACAGCAUUACGAAACUAAAUAAACAUCGUAUCAAGAACGAACACAUAAAACUGUUCAAGAAAGAAAUCGCUCGGAGCAACAUCGAGUUACAUUUGUUAGUAAAUAUUAUAACGAACAUGAAAACUGCACUAUUCAUUGUCAUACUGCAAAUAAUUUAUUCAACAAACUGUGCUGUAAUAUCCGAACCGAAUAAAGAAGAGAAUGAGCAAAAAAUAGAAGAGCUGGAAAAAUUAAAAGACGCAAUCUAUGCGCAAAUCAAUGAAGCUGUUAAUGAUACAAUUAAAACGCUGGAACAAAGCAACGACACAGAAGCUAAACAAGGCAUUGCGUACAUGAACGAGCUGCAGCAACUAGUCAAAGAAUUCAAUGGUACAGAGCUGAUGACUGAAGCUGACAUCAUAUGCAACAGCACAGACGAAAACGCAUUCAAUGAUAUAAUCAAUUCAAAAAACUUAAGUGAAGCCUUUGACACCAUCUCAGGCAGAAGAAAAAAUCGACCAUCUGGAUAUGAACAUAUAAAAGAAUCUCUAUUGAAAUACAAGGAUUUUUCCAAAGGAUGGAUUGGGAUGUCAAAGAAGAAACAGGAUAGGUUGAAAAACCUUCUUGGUUUACAAUCCAAGCUCAAUGAUUGGAUGAAACAAAAAGAGAUUGAGAAGGAGAGGAUUCGAGCGUAUAAGGCUAGGCAAGCAGCCACAAGUAAAGUAGAAGUUAUUACAGAAAACUGUCCUGAUUUUGGAGAAGAAACAGGUAAGAAAAAAAGUAAAAAGAAGGGAAAGAAGGGACGGUGGCCGUGUUGUAGGAAAUGCUGCAAGAAAUCUUAUAUGGGUUGCUUAUAAUGUUUAAUCUGUUUCAUGUAAUUAGAUUUUAUUAAACUUUAUGUGCUGGUAAAUGAAUUACAUCAUGCAUUAUUA